GCUCAUCGCAAGCCUAAUGCAACUUUAAGAGGGAUCAGGGUGGUAUGUGCCUGUGUGAAUAACUUCAAAGUAACGUAGUCAGUGAUCGUUGAGUCGGCGGCUAAUUUCGCCUGCCCUCAGGUGCGGAGGUACAAUCAUGGCAUUUGUAUAUAUAUACCGCUAUCCAAUGUCCACUUGUGAAGUCCUCACAAUGAAGUAGUAGCAGUUUUUGACGCUUGGGCAAGAUGCACUUCCUCAGCUCUACCCUCUUUCUGCUGGCGACCAGCGCCAAUCUGCUGGGCAAAGCAGUGGAAGCAAAAUUAGUGUUUGCGCAUUACUUGGUAUACUGCAUCGAUUUCAACUAUUCCCACGAAUUUUCGCUAAUUCACUUCUAGGUUGGAGGAAUUGACCCCAACACCGAUCAGUCAGUUUCUCAAAGUCACCCGUUUCCCCUUUUGCCAAGUUUCAGGACUCAUUGGCCACACAUACUCCCGAAACUUGAGCUAAACCUUUACUAUCUUCAGUAAUCACUAACUCCAGUGUAUAAACAGUGGUCAGCAGGAUAUCGAGCAAGCGGCGGCGGCAGGCUUCGACGCCUUCGCGCUGAACAUCGGCAUGCCCAACGCAGACUGGCUGGUUAGCGCGGUGAACCAGCUCUUCGACUAUGCCGACACGAGGGACGACUUCAAGCUUUUCUUCAGCUUCGACUUCUAUCAGACAGGUGACAUCAACACACACGCCGCGCUAUACACGCAAUUUGCGGACCGCCCCUCGUACUUACGCUACGGCGAUGCCAACCUCCCUGUCGUGUCAUCGUACAGUGGUGGAAAUAUUGGCGUCGACGCUUGGAGAAAAUUCAAAACGGCGAAUAAUGUCUACCUUAUUCCAAAUCCCGAAGCCGAUGGCAGUUACUACAGUCAACCUGCCACAUUCUUCCAGAACUGGGGUGAUGUCGUCGAUGGCGUGUUUAGCUGGGAGACGAACUGGCCCGAUGUAGCGGACACUCCCGGUGCCAACGUAUCCUCAACCCGUGACGAGGCAGUCAAGAACGCGGCAGAUGCAGCAGGGAAGACGUAUAUCAUGGGCUUAUCGCCGCUCCAGUACAAACACUGCUGUGGAGAUUCAUGGUACCGCAAUGGAGAGACAACUCUACUUGAGCGCAUGGACCAGAUUUUACAACUGUCGCCAGAAUUCACCGAGGUCAUCACAUGGAACGAUGCGGGUGAAAGCCAUUACAUUGGUCCAUGUUGGGCCGAAACUCUGAACGAGGAGAUUCUUCAGUACGGAGAUUCAGACGCGAACCCUCACACGGGGUGGCAGCCUUUGAUUUCGUCUUUCAUCGACGCCUUUAAGAGCGGCGCGUCGGACACAGGCUCAAUGGUUCCCUCGAAUGGAGCAUCUUUCGCUGGCGCCAUGUGGUAUCGCGGCGUGCUGAAGUCAUGCGUCAACAACGGCGGCGACGGAACCCCUCGCGGCAAUGGUGCGGCUCGCGAUACCCUGGUCUAUGCUGUCAUUCUCCCAGCUGGCAGUGAAGGCUUCCAGGUCCGCGUGUCCAGUGCAGGCCAAGUCCUUGCGACUCAGUCCGUAACGAGUGGGCUGAAUUACAACUCAAUUGAAGGUCUGAAGACUGGAGCGCAGCUCCUUGAAUUGCUCGACGGAAGCGGGAAUGUCGUUGCAAAGGCCAGCAGUAAGGUUGACGUUUUGGAUCAACCAACGAAUGGAUUCUGUAACUUCAAUUACUAUGUUGCGGGCUUGGAGUAAGAUCUAUUGCAUAAAGCAUUGAUAUAACGAUCGCGUAAAGGCCUCAUGCUUCCCCUAUUGCACAAGAAGUGCAUGUACAAGGCUUGAAAUUCAAAGCUAUUCGCAAGCAGGGUGGCUGACUCUGACUAAGUCGGGGUACAAGCUGCCAUCUGAGGCUUUACUUGGUAGGUGCCAUGACGCUAGCCCUAAAUAAUAAGUGAAUCUUAAGCCGCCUAUGUUCCUCUCAUUCUUAAUAAUCUUUGCUAUUUUAUGAUUCUUCGCUAUGUAGGUGUAUAGAAU
This is a messenger RNA of Xylaria bambusicola, 2019 nucleotides long. Its product is annotated as glycoside hydrolase family 71 protein. The transcript is spliced from 4 exons. Lineage: Eukaryota; Fungi; Ascomycota; Sordariomycetes; Xylariales; Xylariaceae. The record is from RefSeq and is a predicted model, not a curated record. Gene Ontology annotation, molecular function: glucan endo-1,3-alpha-glucosidase activity. Bases 595 to 1740 code for a protein of 381 amino acids.